Molecule: messenger RNA, 1686 nt
Organism: Penicillium daleae
Lineage: Eukaryota; Fungi; Ascomycota; Eurotiomycetes; Eurotiales; Aspergillaceae
Product: MDM34 family protein
Exons: 4
Coding region: 1-1686 (561 amino acids)
Biological process (GO): mitochondrion organization; phospholipid transport
Cellular component (GO): ERMES complex
Molecular function (GO): lipid binding
Source: RefSeq, a predicted model, not a curated record
AUGCGCGGGCAUGGCGUUCAACUUCAACUGGUCGCCACGCGGGCUUUUACACUCGCGCCCAAGAUCUGCUCACUGCCGCGCUCAAUAAAUCCCCCAAAACCGCCCAUCAUCGUCGAUGAUAUUAUCGUGACCGAGCUGAACCUGGGUUCUAUGCCCCCCGACUUGGAGAUUUUGGAGAUCGGUGACCUGGCCGAGGAUCGCUUUCGCGGCAUCUUUAAGAUGUCUUAUUCCGGCGACGCUUUCUUGACCCUCAAGACCCGCGUUCAAGCCAACCCACUCAACACAUACCUCCUCACAAGGCCUGCAUUUGCAUCGCCGAAGCCUCUAGCUGCUGCAACUCCCCUCACCAUCCCUCUCCAAAUUACUCUCUCUGAUUUCAAACUCUCCGGCUUCGUGAUCCUCGUCUUCUCCAAACAAAAGGGCAUCACCGUCGUCUUUCGCAAUGAUCCCCUCGAGUCCCUCAAGGUCUCGUCGACGUUCGAUUCGAUCCCAUUCAAAUCGAAGCUCAACUUCGCAUCCUGUUUAUGGACGAGCUCCCCUGCCAUCAUCCACCGAUUGUCGCUUCGCCUGUGGGUUCCCGAAUAUCGCGCUGGGGAAGACAUCAAGACUCAGGAUGACAACACGGAACCCGCUACUGAGGGUCCCGGCCAAGACCCAUUGGCAAGCCCCCCGCAGGACCCCGUUGAUGCGAUGGGAAAUGCCUUGAAUGAAUCGGAAAUCGCGUCGCUCUCCUUGGACUCAUCCGUCGAGACCCAUUCGCUGUUUUCGCAGAAGAACCUCCUCCGUCUCGCCGCGCUGACAGAUUCCCAGCGGACGCUGUCGCUCUUUACCCCCUCCAUCCAAGAAGUCGUGUAUCGCGCAUGGACAUCGCCCGUUGACCCCAGCGAAGCCGCCGCGAGCAUCGUUUCCCCCCUCAGCCCGACGCUCUCCCGAACGCAUUCGCAAAUCGGCAGUAUGGUCCCGUCAGUUCACGAGACCGCUAGCGUCGCCUCUUCGCUCAGCCGCCCUUCUUUAUCCUCUGCACACUCAUUCAGCAGCUAUGGAUUGACUUUGGGAACAGGACGUCAUUCCAAGGCUCACUCCCGUAGGCGAAAGAAGCGUGUGGUGGAUCUGCGUCGACCCAAGACGACCGAUGACGCCAUGAGCGUGAGCGACGACAGUGCCUUGACAGAAUCCUCGAGCCCGCCAUCCAUAUACUCUGCACCGUUGCCCGUCGUGAAUGAACAGUCCGACGACCCAGUGACCCCACCUUUGUCCCCUGAGACCGACUCUCAAUUGCCGAUGAUUCCAGAGCGCUAUCGGACUAGCAUAUCGCGACCGACCCUUCGGCGCAGCACUUUGACUCGCGAACCCGAAGAUCCAUCCUACUCCAUCGAGACCAUCCGUCCUCCCAAGGCAAAUGAUGUGGAGGCAACUCCGCGUGCUACUGUGCGUGAUUAUCAAAACGAAAAGGCCGAAGCGGGUCCCUCAUCAGGCACCGCCCGGCCCCCAUUGCCUGCUACCAUUCUUCCAUUCACCACGGAAGACAACUCAACCGGUGACGCUGUCGAUCCCUUCCUGGUCGAACGUCUGGCUGGCGAAAUUGCCCGUCGAAUUCGGGACGAGAAACUCAUGGCAAACAACGCCUGCAGCAACUUCUGGUCUCGCGCCCAGGACGACGCACCUCCCCCGGCUUACGGCCACUAA